AUUAUUAAUUGAUAACAGUAGAAAGCUGUUAUCAUUGGGAAAAUCAGGCCAAUGACCAUUCCAUUCUAAAUCUAAUAGGUAUUCUUUUGACAACUUGACGUCUUGACGUUUCAACUUUUAACACAAAAUAUUCUAUGGUUUUUUUUUCAUAGUUCUAUCUCGCAAAUCGUAAUAUUCGUUGUUAGGGAUCAAGAUGUAAUGUCGAUUGUUGUUAAAUAUUUCAUGUUGUUUAUUUAUUGUUGUACAUUAUAAAUUUCAUUUCCACUCGCCAAAUACGAGUAAAUUAUUGUCUGAAUUCUACGAGCAAUGCAAACUAAAAUGGAAAAGACCGAAGACAAGACAAGACAAGACUCUUUUAAUAACAAUUACACUACUUACGAGUACCAGGGAAACGACGGUACCAGGGAGAAGAAACACCACGGAAACACUAAUGGUUACCAGAACAAAUCAUCGCAAUAUGACGAAGUUGUGAUUCAAUUGUUCAAUAAGCAAUUUUCGUUGAUAAAUCAAAGCAAGUGGAAACUUCCUAAUCCGGACACCAUGCUGAGUCACUGUAAAUGGGAGCUACCAGAUUUUAUACAUUUAAAAAAAUCACUUAACGCAGUCAAGGAUAAACUUAAUGAUUUUAACUUAGCUGAAUGGCAUAAAAAUACAAAACAAACAAAUCCAGCUGGUAAAGUUCUAUCUAAAGUUAGAGGAAUUGGACAUCCAGAAUUAUUGACCGGUGCUUGGUUGAAGUUUUUUGAACUGUUAAAUGACUAUAAACUAAUACCUCAAAAAAGCAUUGACAAUGGUAAGUUGAACAGUGUUCAUUUAUGUGAAGCUCCUGGAGGUUUUAUUUCUGCUCUCAACCAUUAUAUUGUUAGCCAAGAAAUAAACAUUAAAUGGGAUUGGGUAGGAGUUUCAUUAAAUCCAUAUCACGAAGGAAACGGUAAUCCUGAUUUAAUAAAUGAUGAUAGAUUCAUGUUAUAUACAUUAAACCAUUGGUUUUUUGGUAAGGAUCAAACUGGCGAUAUUUUUCAAAAAAACUUCUAUAAAGAAUUAUAUACCUUUGUUAAAAACCGUUUUGGCGAAGAAGCAAAUUUGGUAACAGCUGAUGGUAGUAUGGACUGUCAAAAUAAUCCUGAUGAACAAGAAAAUGUUGUGAUGCGCCUGCAAAUAGUUGAGACUAUGGUCGCCUUAAUGAUACUUCAAGAAGGUGGUUCAUUUGUUCUAAAAAUGUUUACUAUGUUUGAAUGUAAUACGUUAUGUAGAAUAUAUUUGUUAUGCUGUGCUUUUGAUUCGGUCCAAAUAAAAAAACCAGUUACUAGUAAGCAGGGAAAUUCUGAAGUUUAUGUUGUAUGUUGUGGAUAUAAGGGAUUACAACAUGCAGAACCUUGGAUUCAUACGUAUUUUUCGACUAUUGAUCGCAGUGUCUCUGAUCACUGUCUGUUCCCAUUGAAAGAAUUGCCUAAAGAUUUCUUAUCAUCUAUGUAUAACUGCUCAAAGUAUUUUAGUGAACUACAAUUGCAAGUUAUUGAAAAUAAUAUUGAACGAUUUGUUAAAAAAAAUGAAAAUGAUACUAAACAUUUAAUUGAUCUACAAUAUUCGGUCGCUAAAACAUAUGCUUAUAGAUACAAAAUAAAACCAAUUGACCCAUCACAAGUAAUAGUUGGACAAAAUAUACUUCAGAGUUUUCAGUAUGAUUUACCCAAAGUUUCAUCUAUGAAGUUAGUCAUGGAUUAUUCAUUUUCUGAGAAACAGCGUAGGAUAGAAUGUCAGGCGUCAGAUGAAGCAAAGUUACUUCAAGACGAAGUGAAUAUGUUUAAAGAAUAUCAAUGGCAAUACGACUCAACAGUUUUGUGGUUUACCGAAGAGGAUGCCAAAAUUGAUUCAUCUGAUUUUAAUAUUCAAAUGGGUAAACCUGUAUCUGUGAUACGUAGUUCUAAGUUUUGUGUGGAUAGAUUAAUCGACUAUAGUAACCGAGCAAGAUCAUUAUUUACUAUUCCUAUUGAAGACAACAUUAAGCGUAGAGAUUACUUUUGGCUUCAAAUACCAAGACAGACUAUUAAUGGUCAAUUAAUUGUUUGCGAUGUAACAUCGAUUUAUAUCAGUGAUUGUAUCAAAAAUAAUAGAAAACAGCAUGAUUCUUUGAUAGCUAUCUUAGAAUCAUUAGAACAACUUCAAACUUCCGAUAGCUUAUUACUAAUUGGUUAUCCAUUGCUUACUCAAGUGAAUGUUGGUGUUUUCUUAAUACUUCUAAAUAUGUUCCUAAAGACUGGUGUAAUGAAACCUGAUAAAAUGGGUCAUGCUUUUGUGUUUUGUUCAAAAGUUAAUGACAAACAUGUAGAUGAUUUAAUGGCUCUUUUAAAAAAGUUAAAAGAGCAUAUUAAAGAUCCCAGUAUCAAGGAUAUAGUUGAAAAACAAGAACAAUCUUUGAUAUCAUUUUUUCCAAUUAAGAAACUUAUGUUUCAACCUAUUUAUAAAGACAUUGUUACUGUUAAUUGUUUGCUUAUAAUCAAUGAAGUCAAAAAAACUGUCUGUUCUUAUUUGCAACAAUAAUGAAUAAUUUGUUAUCGGAAGACAAUUAACUAAUUUUUUUUUCAUUUUUAAUAUAUAUUGUUUUGUUGAAGUGUUCUACACUCAGUAUUUGAACCAUUUAGUUAUAUAAAUAAUAUGUUGUGAUAAUUAUUUUGAUAAUUAUUACUACAUAAUAUAUUAAUACCAUGAUAAUGUAUCAUUUACAUUUUCACUAUUUACUUAUACCUAACUUAUUUUAUAAAUAUGCUAUAACAUAUGUUCAAGAAAUAAUUAAAAUACGAUUAUUUUACCUAUAAAUACAUUUUUUUAAAUCUUUUGUAAUGUACUAAUCAAAUUUAAAUGGCUUAUUGUGAUUAUAUUUAGAAAAGACUGAUGGUUGAGAUAUUUUAAGUCAUUAAUUAAUUAUAAUAUAAACCUAAUAUUAUAUACAUUAUAUUAUAUUUAUAUAAUUUAUAUAUAAUAAUUUAAUAUUAAAUGUAUUAUUAUAAGUAUAUUGUAUAAACAUAAUAUAUCUUAAUACAAUUCAAAAAUAUAAUUUCUUAACCAUAAAAGAAAUUAUGAGAAAAACCAAAGCGAAUUUAGUUGCAAUGCAUUCCAGACUGUUUUUAUAUUAUGAAAUUGU
Molecule: messenger RNA, 3142 nt
Organism: Myzus persicae (green peach aphid)
Lineage: Eukaryota; Metazoa; Arthropoda; Insecta; Hemiptera; Aphididae
Product: cap-specific mRNA (nucleoside-2'-O-)-methyltransferase 2-like
Exons: 11
Coding region: 307-2541 (744 amino acids)
Biological process (GO): 7-methylguanosine mRNA capping
Cellular component (GO): nucleus; cytoplasm
Molecular function (GO): methyltransferase cap1 activity
Source: RefSeq, a predicted model, not a curated record